Messenger RNA from Rhea pennata, 7129 nucleotides. It is a transcript of the gene GABPB2, whose product is annotated as GA binding protein transcription factor subunit beta 2. The transcript is spliced from 9 exons. The record is from RefSeq and is a predicted model, not a curated record. Gene Ontology annotation, molecular function: transcription cis-regulatory region binding; protein binding. Gene Ontology annotation, cellular component: nucleus. Lineage: Eukaryota; Metazoa; Chordata; Aves; Rheiformes; Rheidae. Bases 1610 to 2953 code for a protein of 447 amino acids. Gene Ontology annotation, biological process: positive regulation of transcription by RNA polymerase II.
UAAUUUUAAAAAGAGAGCGCCUCAGAUUUAAUGCUUCCCUAAAAGCAUCAAGCAGGAAAGAGUAGGGGUGUAAGGUGAGGGCUCCAAAAUAUCAUUAGUAAGUAACAACGCUUCAGUUUGAUAAGAGCAGAGAAGCUGAUGUUUUUCAUUAAUCAACCAGUUACUCCUUUUUUUUUUUUUUUUUUUUCCCCUAAGCACAGUGGUAAACCCCAGUCUUGCAAACACGUAGGCUUGUGAUUCACUUUAUGAACUCCGAGUUCAGUGGAACUGCUUUCGCCUGGACAGUUAUGUACAAGUGUUUUUAACAUAGCCAACAGCAAGGAGCAUUUUAAAAAAAAAUAUCUGUCCCCCCAAGAACUGAGACAAAAAAAAAAAAAAAAAAAAAAAAGUCCUCGAGGGCACAAGGACCUUGGCACUCAAAUACAUAGAUGUUAAAUGCAUAGAGGGUCCUGACUGCGGGUUAAGCUCUGCAUGGGUGAGUAACUGCUUUGGGCUAUUUGCCCUUUGGGAGAUCGUCCCUGUGUGGUUUCCCGGAGGACCUAAGUUUGCUGCAUGAAGUGUUUGAUGCCUGCCAGAGCUGUGCUGUGAUAAUGGGACUUGCUUGAAGCGCAGCGUUUAUGUUACUGCACGUGUUGUAUGAAGAGCUGCAAAUAGUGCUGGGGUUUUCUCAACAGUUUGUUUCCAUGAGCAUCGUGUCUUUGUCACAGUGAACUAAACAUUGCCGGAUUCUCGAAUUUGAUGAAUCAGGGGUUGCAUACGACACUUAAAACACGUCUCACUUCAUAAGGCUAUUUUAAAAUUGUAGCUUUUUCUAGGAGGGAGAAGUUGAUAAGGGCAAUAGUGCCUGAUGAGAUUUAGGAUGAGGUUUACUGUUUGGUUUUACUUUACAGGGCUUGUGUUACUGAUAACUGGCUUUAGGGGGUCACUGAGGACGUGGUGAGAUAUUUCUUCAUUAAAGAAAUAGACCGUCUCUUAGAGCUUUUUGACUAUUUCUUAGAAUUAUAAUUAAAGGAAAUUAAAAGAAAAAUUUUCCCUGUUGGAAUCACUGUUAAACUACAUGCCACAGCACCCAUGUGCACAGACGUUCAUUUGUAGCUAUUUAAAGAAUGCUGUGAGGGAGUUAAUGCACAGAUUUUUAAAGUCAUUUUUUCAUAGGACUGGUGUACCAGUGUAACCCUACCAUGGAGAAAAAUACUAUAGUUCACUCUAGUACCAUAAUUGUAAUAUGUUUAAUGUGGUUUGGAAUAAAUAGAAGUACUGUUGUCUGGUAGAUUGACCACAAAAAUGGGAACUCCUAGAUUCUGCUUCCCUUUAUGACCUUGGACAAGUCACUUGAAUUCACAAGUUUUGUUGCAUGCUCUACCAGUAGAGAAAGGGAUACUUCCCCUGUGCUUAGCUGCUAGUGUUGGGGACAAAGUGAGCGCCUUGGAGAUGAAACUGUAUUCUUGAAGCGCUUUAAAAAAUAAAACGAUGUUGUGCAAUAAAUGUGGACAGCUUUGUCAUUGCUUUUGUAGGUUCUGCUCUUGGAACUGGAGCCACAUGGGCAAGUCUUUGUGUUUGUACAAGGCCCUGUGGAGCUUUCGGCAAAUACUCGUUCCCAUGUAUAAAGAUGUCCUUAGUGGACUUAGGGAAGAGGUUGCUAGAAGCAGCUCGCAAAGGCCAAGAUGACGAAGUGCGAACGCUGAUGGCAAACGGUGCUCCUUUCACCACUGACUGGCUUGGGACAUCGCCUCUUCACCUUGCUGCCCAGUAUGGCCACUAUUCAACAGCGGAAGUGCUGCUUCGAGCCGGUGUUAGCAGAGAUGCCCGAACUAAAGUGGACAGGACUCCGCUACACAUGGCCGCAGCGGACGGACACACUCAUAUUGUAGAAUUGCUGAUUAGGAACGGGGCUGAUGUAAAUGCCAAGGAUAUGCUGAAAAUGACUGCUUUACACUGGGCAACAGAGCACAACCAUCGAGAUGUCGUAGAGUUGCUGAUCAAGUAUGGAGCUGACGUUCAUGCUUUCAGCAAGUUUGAUAAAUCGGCUUUUGAUAUUGCUUUGGACAAGAACAAUCCGGAGACUCUAGUAAUGUUACAGGAAGCAAUGCAGAAUCAGGUAAACACACAUCCAGAGAGAACGAAUCCUGUCGCAAACACGGUCACCGUCACGUCACCGUUUAUUCUUGCAUCAGGAGAAGUUCUCAAUCUUGCUAGUCUUGUUUCUUCAGCAAACACAAAAACAACCUCAGGUGAUUCAGAUGUAUCCACGGUGCAGUUCUCCAAUUCAACGACCUCUGUGCUUGCCACGCUCGCAGCCCUCGCUGAAGCGUCAGCACCUCUUUCCAACGCAGGCAGAACUGCAGGUAAUGCAGAGGAAAUAGUGGAAGUGAAUUCUGUUGAUUCUGCCAUACAACAAGUGGUUGGCAGCGGAGGGCAGCGAGUUAUCACAAUUGUAACAGAUGGAGUUCCCCUGGGCAGCCUGCAAGCAGCGGUACCCGCGAGUGGCCUCAGCCAGCCGUUCAUUGUAACCAUGCAAGAUGGACAGCAAGUUUUAACUGUACCUGCUGGUCAGGUUGCAGAAGAGACUAUUAUUGAAGACAGUGAUGAUGCGGAAGAGGAAGAAGAGCCACCAGUCAAGAAGCAAAAAGCAGAACAAAAUGUAAAUGACUUGGAGGAAGACAAGGACAGCGAUGAAAGGGAAGUGCUACAGCAGCAGCUGCAAGAGGCAAACCGGAAGGCUCAGGAAUAUCGAAGCCAGCUCAUGAAGAAAGAGCAGGAGGCAGAGCAGUACCGGCUUAAGCUGGCAGCCAUGGUGCGGCAGCAGCCCAACGGGACGGAGGUGACGGUGCUCGAAGAGGUCGCCGAGGUGGACACGGUUAUAGUAACCACAGAAGACAUAGAGGGAUCCACAAUGGCUGUGGUGGAAAUGGAUCAGCCGACUGAUAUCGCUGUGGAAACUGUAACCUCCUAAUCCUGGGUUAUUGACUUUGUUUUUUACAGGAAAAUAACCAUUUUUUAUAAUAUAUAAAGGUGCUGUCAGCAAGUAGCACUGGGAGCAGAGGGCUGUUGUCAGAUCCACUGCGUGACUGCAAAAAUCACGUGAUGGGACUGCCUACGUGUUCCCAUCAGCAGGGAUAGAAGCUUCUCGAGCAGCUCACAACAUAACUCUGCUUUCAGCACAGCGCCAAAAGGUGCUUUUAAAGCUUGACCUUGAAUGAUUGGAAGCUUUUACAAAUUUUAGCCAGCAGGUGACCUGAAGGCUUAGCUUGUAAUGUUAAUACCUGCAUUGUUGGGAGUGGAAAAGAAAUACCUCAAUGCCAAAGUAGCUGGUAUUAGCUCUCAGCUGCCCUGAAAUUACAGCACUGAAAACAGGCUUUAUGCAAUGACCUGAGAUGUUUGCUCCCUUCUGUGAAGUUGAGUGACCAGAUCUGGACCUUCGGAAAAGCAGUCUCUUGGGGUGUUUGUUUUGCUUUAAAAUCAUCAGAGGUGGUGGUAUUUCAUCACCUAAACCAAGCUGGAAAAUGAAUUGGACUCGAACAAUUACGAUUUUUUUGUUUUGUUUUUUUGUUUUUGUUUUCCAAAGAAAUGAAUCUAGCUCACAUUGAGGCAACCUUCAAUGCAAGAGUAAGGCCUAGGCUGAGCGUGCGUGAACUUGAGCAUUUUCAGAUAUCAGGGAAUAUUACACUGUGUCCUCUUUGGACUGUUUUAGGAACAGAUUUGGGCAGCUCCACAGCAGACUUAGCUACCUAAAGGGAUCAUGAAAAAUUCCUCAUCAGUUUUAUGAAACGUACUCAAAUGUUCUGUUUGACUCUUUUGUGCUGAACAGUAGCACUAACUCUGAUUAUAUAUGCAAAACUAAACAUACGCCGGUUGUUGCAAGACAGCUGGGGAGCUUAGUUUUCUCUGGAGAUAGAUACGUCGCUUUUUUACUAAACUGUUUUUAAAUAUACUGAAACCUUUUUUAACAAGCAGCUGAUUUUGUUACUAAAAUGUGUAAUUUUUUUACUCUUUGCAGGCUUGUUUAGUAAAGAGGAUACCUAAACAGUUUCCUCUUAGCAGGCUUGUGGGUUAUGCAUUUCAAGACAGCAGGGGAACUGAUUGGAAGCUCUCUGAGAGUAAUCAUGUGGCGCUUGAUAAUGAAAGAUUAUUCUGUCUCAGCAACCAUGAGGGAAACAAGGGAAGUUGAGAAAAAUACCAUAAUGCAAGCUGUUCAGUUGGUUGCAAGAAGGUUACCAAGGCUAGAAAUGACUUCUAGCUCCAAAGGCCCGAGCAGCUGGCCUGCUUUCCGAAGGCAUUCUGAAACAUCUCCUUGCAAUGAUAAAAAUUCAUCGCUGCUCUGGCCCAUAGUUUACUGUUUUCUUGUCCUACUUUUGUAACCGUUGGCAGUAUUCGUGGUAAUCAUUCAAUUUCAUGGUCCUUGCAUUGCUUUUUUCCUGUUAUUUCCAAGUGUGUCCAGAUAAUAGGGUUUUAUGUUGGUUCAGAUACUGCCUUUGUUAUGUUUCUUUGCUGAUAAAUAAGCCCAUAUCGUGAUGUUUGAGAUGUAACAGAGAGUUACGAGUUCGUUAAGCUAUGAACUUAGGAUCGCAGAUCUGAAUGAGUUUGUUCUUCCAAGAAGCAGCUGCUUUUUGCCAUAAAAGCAGCCUUCGAGAUUGUGGGUUAGUGAGUGCCGCAGAGCAGUUGGUUUCUGAUCGGUAGCGGAGGCUUUGCCGGUCGGCUCGCGACGAAGUGGUGUGGCCUCGUUCGUGCCGGUACCCGCGUGUCGAAGAAACGGUUGCGAGGCUUUGCUGUGGUUGGACGGCUGGCGUUCGCCCCUCUCCCCCGGCGAAGCUCUCGCAUCCAGACUCUCGUUCUCGGAUCCAGCACCCUUAGGUUUAUUGGACCGCGUGCUUUGGUCUGAAGGAAAGGUCUGAUCUGCCAAAAUCGCGUGUUUGGCAACAUUGAACAGUGUUUAACGGGUUGGGUUCGCCAACAAGUUUUAGGAAAGAAAGGUUUAUGAAACUAUUAUUGUAAAGACUUCACAGGACUUGCUGGUUUGGAGGAUCUAAGUGCAUUUAUUUAUAACCAGUGUAGCUAUAUUUAUAAAUAAGACUUUAUCUUUUUCCAAAAGAUAUUUUGAAGAAGGCUUUAAUAAUUAUUUUGAAUGAAUGAAUGUUUGAAGAAACUCAGUUCAUGACUAUUGAUUACUUCAAUUCUAUGCAGUCAGUAUUCCUCUGUGUUAAGUUAUUUUCUGUUGUUGCCCGGCACAUCAAAAAUUUGCGUCUGUUUGAUGAACUGCAAAUCUGUAUUGGAAGGUCCAAGAUGGUAUCGCAAUAAAUCUAGACAGAUUCUUCUAGUUAUGUUGUACCCAGAAAUGUUUACAGAUGCAAAGGGAAACUGCCAACUUUGGAUUCUGCAUUUUGCCUGCAGUUAGUGGUUAUUAUUUGUAAAUUUGAAGAGUCCUACAGCUGAGGCAGCUGUAGUAUAAAUACUGUGUUGUGCCUUUGACAGCACUUUGAUUCUCAUUUCUUUCCAUGCUUCCCCUGCUCAGGGUCAGUUGUGCAAAAAGUCCCUUCAGCUGGGAAACAAACUUCCCCUUCAGAAGAGAAGAAAAAAGUCCGUGGCAUUCACAGUAAUUGGAUUUCUUGUAUAGAAUUGGAACAAAUAAAGCUGACAGUGUUCUUAGUGCGUCGCCUUGUGCGGAGAAAUCACGCAUUAAUUUUAUUUUUGGAAGUACUUGCAUACGGAGUCUGAACAAAGACUGAGAAGUAUUUGAUCUAUGCCCAGCAUUUAGAAAGAAUUUAAACUCGCCUGUAUCCUCUGCUAUGCCACAGAAAGGACUGGGGGUUUUUAAGCAAAGAACAGCAGUUUUCUUGUCAACGCGGCGUCAGAUGUGGCAGUGUAGGUCUGUUGUUGCGGGCGGGAGUAAGCGGCGGGUUUGUAGCAUGUAAAUAAAAAAAAAAAUUCCCUGUGCACCCACCCACUGAAGCAAGGGCUGGACUUUGCCAUGUUGGCGCUUUCGUUAUCCGCCCCGUCUCGCUCCGAGCGCUUUUUUUAACCGCUUAUUGCUAUACGAGCACAGGAUUUUAAAGGGUCCAAACGCUUCGCUCCUAACGCUGCGUUGCCGCCGCCGCCGAGCGCUCCCCAUCCUGCCUGCCCGCGCAGCCAGCCCCGCUUCCCAGCCUGGCUCGGGCUCGUCUGUGCACUCGGAAUCGCGUCUGUCGUCGUGUGCGUGUUGGGGAGGGCAGAGGAAACCCCACCGAUUUCCCAGGGACGCUUAGGCAGAACUCCUCGGUCUAGUUCCCUCCUUUCCCCCUUUCAGUCUUCUGAAAACAUUAAUAUUUCUGUCCUGCAAAAAUCCCAGAGGGCAGUGAACAUCCAGCUCCAGCUGGUGCGGCCUGAAGGGCCCUUUGCACAGAUAAAACUUACUGGGCUGAGAUUUGGGUCCUGUCUAGAAUUUAAUUCCCAUCUGCCUGUGCCAAGAGUUCGACCCGCGUAUCGUUAACGUGAGUUGUUUCUCCUCAGUGGUGGAGAUGAUUUGGUGCUAAUUGAACCAGCAGUUUAGCUUUGAUUAGACAUCUGUUUCCUUGGUUUUGCAGUAGCUGGAUGUAAAUGUUUCCCGCUGUCCUGAAUAGGAAGUAGGACGUCGUGAAUCCUGUCCCAGGAUGAGAUAAGGAAUCUUCCACCGCUUGCAGAAACGUGAGCUACAUCUUUCUCAGCAUUUAGGGAUUCAUUUGGGCUGUGAGUUAAGCUGCGAGUGCCUUACUGCGAAGCUCCCCAGAGCGGAGCAAUUCUCCCCAAGAUUUCAGCUGGGUUUUUUUUUUUUCCUCCCCGCUGUCGAAUUCCCGUUUGGUCCCGGCGGCGUCGCCCGCGGCGCGGCUCUGGGCGCUCGCCGGCCUCUGCCGCGUCGGAGCGUUUCUCUCACCUCGCCCCUCCUACGGGAGCGCGUUUUCGCCCCGCGCCGGCUUGGGCGCCCGUUCGGCGCGGAGCCCCGUUGGCCAGGACCCAAGCGACUGCAAAGCGCCGGCGAUAGCUUCACGUACGGGAUCCACGUCGGAAAGCGCGCGCGUUCCUGCCCGCGCGUUGGGCACCACGUUUGCAAACGGUGACAUUUGAGCGUAUAUAUACCUUUUUUUUUUUUUUUUUUGUAUUACGUUUCUUAAUAAAAUAU